Molecule: messenger RNA, 2777 nt
Organism: Telopea speciosissima
Lineage: Eukaryota; Viridiplantae; Streptophyta; Magnoliopsida; Proteales; Proteaceae
Product: pentatricopeptide repeat-containing protein At5g01110
Exons: 2
Coding region: 153-2369 (738 amino acids)
Molecular function (GO): protein binding
Source: RefSeq, a predicted model, not a curated record
UGUCAAAACUUGGACAUGACACAAAGCAACUAAAAAUCUACAAUAAAUAACUUCUCUGCCUCGCUGCUUUCUGUGCUUGGCUCUCGGAAGGAAAUCAAAACCAACAAGAAGAAUUCCCGCGAAAGAACUCGGCAACGGCUAUAAAUUUUCAAAUGGCUACCAUUGUUAGGGCAAAGGCUUUACUCCAAACAAAUUCACCCUAUCUCAGGUAUUCUCACUACUUCCGCUGCUUCGCUUUCGUCUCAAACCCUAACCCUAGGACAAUCCAAACCUUAGAAAUUUCUUUGAAAGAAGAUAUUAGAGCAGAGGAGACGGAUUUAUCGACAUCUUUGACUAAUUCUUUCGUGGUAGAAAAGAUCGUUUUGAAUCUUAUACAAGGAAAGCUCAAUUCCUUACGCCAUUUCUCAUCCAAUUUGAAUCCGUCGGUUGUCGUCGAGGUACUGUACAAAUUUCACUCAAAUUUGUUAUUAGGCCAGAAGUUUAUAGAUUUAUUAGCAGCUAAUCCAACUUUCAAGCACUCGUCCUACUCAUUGAGUGCGAUGAUUCAUAUCUUAGUUAGGAGUAGGAGGAUAUCUGAAGCUCAGGUUUUAGUUCUUCGAAUGGUUCGAAAAAGUGGUGUUUCGAGGAUUGAAAUUGUGGAUUCACUUGUGUCUACUUAUCGGGAUUGUGAUUCGAAUCCGCUGGUUUUUGAUCUUCUGAUUAGGACUUAUGUCCAAGCAAGGAAACUAAGGGAAGCUUCCGAAGCGUUUCGGAUCUUGAGAAGUAGAGGUUUUUCUCCUCCUAUAAAUGGUUGCAAUAGCCUUCUUGGAGGGUUGGUUAAAAUUGACUGGAUUGAUAUGGCAUGGGGGAUCUAUGAUGAUGUAAUUGGUAGCGGAAUUCAAGUGAAUGUUUAUACACUGAAUAUCAUGGUCCAUGCAUUGUGUAAAGGAGGGAAGACUGAAAAUGCCAAUAUGUUUUUAUCUGAAAUGGAAGGGAAGGGUGUUUUCCCCGAUAUCGUGACUUAUAAUACUCUAAUCAAUGCACUUUGUCGUGAAGGAAAAUUCGAAGAAGCUCUCAAGUUGAUGGACUCAAUGUCGGCCAAAGGGUUAAGGCCUGGCAAUGUCACUUAUAAUGCAAUUAUAAAUGGUGCCUGUAAGAAUGGAAAAUAUGUGAGAGCAAGGUCGACUCUGAGUGAGAUGUUGAGGAUUGGGUUGAGUCCUGACACAUCCACAUAUAAUAUAUUGCUGGGGGAAUGUUCUAGAAAGAAUGAUGCAACUGCUGCUGAUGAAAUAUAUAAUGAAAUGCUGCAACAGGGUCAUGCCCCUGAUUUAGUUAGCUUUAGCUUGCUGAUUGGGUUAUUUUCCAGGAGAGGUGAGCUUGACAAAGCUUUAUCAUAUUUUAGAGGAAUGAAGGGUUCUGGUUUGGUUCCAGACAGUGUGGUUUAUACUAUGCUUAUUGGAGCUUUUUGUAGAAAUGGGAUUAUAACAGAGGCUCUCAAGCUGCGGGAUGAAAUGGUGGAGCAAGGUUGCCUUCCUGAUGUCGUGACAUACAAUACAAUUUUGAAUGGAUUCUGCAAGGAGAGGAGAUUAUCUGAUGCUGAUGAUGUUUUCAGUGAGAUGGUGGAGAGGGGGAUAUCACCUGAUUAUUAUACUUUCACUACACUCAUACAUGGCUACUGUAAGGAUGGAUAUGUAGAUAAAGCAGUAGCCUUGUUUGAGACAAUGAUUCAGAGGAAUCUCAAGCCAGACAUUGUAACCUACAAUACUUUGAUUGAUGGAUUCUGCAAGAAAGGCGACAUGGACAAGGUUAAUGAGUUAUGCGAUGAUAUGAUGUCUAGAAGAAUUUUUCCUAAUCACAUUUCUUACAGCAUUUUAAUUAAUGGUCUCUGUAGUAAAGGAAAUGUCACCAAUGCAUUAAGAUUGUGGGAUGAGAUGAUGGAAAAAGGAAUUGAGCCCAAUCUUGUGACUUGUAACUCAAUUAUUAAAGGUUAUUGCCGAUCUGAGGGUGCUGCUAAAGCUGAUGAGUUCCUGAACAAGAUGAUUGCAAAAGGGAUAGGUCCUGAUAAAAUAACAUAUAAUACUCUGAUUCAUGGUUUUGUGAGAGAGGAAAAUAUACAGAGGGCUUUUGGCUUGGUCGAUAAAAUGGAAAGUGAGGGGCUCUUACCUGAUGUCAUUACAUACAAUGUAAUCCUGAAUGGGUUCUGCAGAGAGGGUAGAAUGCAAGAGGCAGAUAUGAUAUACAGGAAGAUGAUUGAUAGAGGUGUAAAACCUGAUAAAUCUACAUAUACAUCAUUGAUAAACGGGCAUGUUGCAGAUGACAACUUAAAAGGGGCAUUCCGACUUCAUGACCAAAUGCUGCAAAUGGGUUUUGUGCCAGAUGAUAAGUUCUAAAAUCAUUCUUCUCGUUUAUAUAAUGACAUACAGUUUCAAACAUUAUCCUUGGAUUAAAUGAAGGCUGACAAAGAGAAUAAGUGAGAAAGAGAGAGCAUUGGAGGCUGGACAGAAGUUUAAUAAGGUAUAACUUUGUCUAUGUUCUACAACUAGACUUUUUAAUUUUCAUUCCAGAUGUCCUGAGUUACUAGUCCAUCUAUUGUUGGAGAUAUGUUUUCUAGUUGCUGCUGAGGAUAUUUUACUCAACUAACGAGUUAUGCAUGAAAAUCAAUUGCAUAGAAUAUGUUUCUUCAUGUUUCUUACUCGAUAUCACAUUGCAUACUUGUUUCCCAAUCAUAGUUGUCAUGGCGUCUAGGUGACCCAAGGCAUUGGAGUGGUCCUGGAUGCAAGGCAACACUGCCUAGGCGA